Messenger RNA from Salvia hispanica, 1217 nucleotides. RefSeq names its product proteasome inhibitor-like protein. Gene Ontology annotation, molecular function: proteasome binding; endopeptidase inhibitor activity. Gene Ontology annotation, biological process: proteasome-mediated ubiquitin-dependent protein catabolic process. The record is from RefSeq and is a predicted model, not a curated record. NCBI's taxonomy places the organism in Eukaryota, Viridiplantae, Streptophyta, Magnoliopsida, Lamiales, Lamiaceae.
GAUAGAUUUAACUUUAAUUUCAUCUAAAAUUUGUUAGACUUGAAGAAGAAGAAAGAAAGUAGGCCAAGUAUUUAGCAACACCACCCAAAAUCUACAGAGUAAGCACUACGAAACCCUUUUCAUGGCUACUGAACAGUCGAUUUUGGCUGUGAUACGGGCGGCGCGGCCACAAUUCCGCACCGCCUUUGAUAAGGCAGCCUACGCCGUCCACGCCUCCUUUGUUGCCACCGGAUACGUCCUCCACGCCACCGGUGCUCCCGCUUUCACCGACGACGCUCUCUCCGUAUCCUGUAAAGAUGAAGUUGGGAUGGAUGGUUGGAACGAUGUCGAAGAUAAUUAUGCGUUCGUGUACUCAAACCCGGAGAAGGGUUCAAAAAAGGUGCUCGUGAAGUGCCUUAUGAUGAAUGAUAAAUUGAUUGUUGAUGUUCUUAAGGAAGGAGGCUCCGAGCCUCUGCAUCUUGAACUGGAUGCUGGCGAGUAUGUCCAAGAGGAUGCCGGGAACAAUUAUGGUUCACAGUUCAAGAAUUUGGGGAAGCUGGUAGAGAAUGUUAAUAAGGAAAUCUUAAACAAACUGGAUGCUGCUUCGGCUUCUAGCUCGUCAGCGAAAAGCUCUAGUACAGAGGCAAAUGUAAGAGAAGAAAGAGAUCCGCUCAGGGUAGGACCUGACACGGAAGACCCUUACACGCCCUUACAUCCUGGAUACGUUGUUCCACCAAUUCCUGGUUUUGGCGGCAGUGACCUCUUUCCUGGCCCAGGGGCUGGAAUGUACCCAUCCAGGGGUGAUUUUGGAGGUGGAAGCAUGUUGGUGGGUCCUGAUGAUCCGAGGUUCUUUGGGGAUCGAACUCGUGGCCCUGGAUUUCCCGGUGGUCUACCAGGUGUACCCCCUGGUGCCCGCUUUGAUCCUUUUGGACCUCCUGAUGUACCUGGAUUUGAGCCUGGUCGAUUUGCCAGAAAUCCACCAAGAUCUGGAGGAGGAUUGCAUCCAGACUUGGAGCACUUCCACAACGGCUCGGAUUUUAUAUAGGAACAACCAGGCAAAAAUUACAGGAGAGGAAAUGUCAUUUCUGCUUUAAUAACAUUAGUUUUUGUUAUACCGUCUAAAUUUGAAGCAUGAUGCCUUAUGUGGUAUAGUAUAUAGCAAUAAAAUGGGUGCUUUUUGUUUAGUUGGUAUUGUUGCUAGACACCAGUAUAAUAACAUUUUCUGCUCUUGUUUGGUA